AUGGAACACCCCACUUGUAUUUCGGAAGAAUUGAAGCGGUUUGUCGUGAGGGAUGCUCCCCAAACAGUGUAUUACAUCCCAGAUUUUAUAUCAGAAGAGGAGGAGUGCUACCUUUUGCAGCAGGUUUAUAAGUCUCCAAAAACUAAAUGGACACAGCUUUCUGGCAGAAGGCUUCAGAACUGGGGAGGCUUACCGCAUCCUAAAGGCAUGCUGGCGGAAAACAUCCCAGGCUGGCUUCAGACGUACUGUGAGAAAGUAUCCCAUCUUGGAGCCUUCGGUGGGAAAACGGCCAACCAUGUCUUGGUGAACGAGUACAAACAGGGCGAGGGGAUAAUGCCCCACGAGGACGGCCCUCUGUACCACCCCACGGUCACCACGGUCAGCCUGGGCUCUCACACGCUGCUGGACUUCUACAGGCCUCUGGACAGCUCUGAGGAGGAGGAGGAGGAGGGGGCGCUGCAGACGGAGGCCAGCCGCCACCUGUUCUCCAUCCUGGUCAGGCCGCGGAGCCUCCUGGUCCUGCAGGACGACGUGUACACGCGCCUCCUGCACGGCAUCCAGGCCAGCGCCCGGGACACGCUGACCGAAAGGGUGGUCAACCUGCCCGCCGACCAGGCCCGGCCGGGGGAGACGCUGACCCGGGGCACCAGAGUGUCGCUCACAAUAAGAUACGUCCCCAAAGUUAUGAAGACCAAGCUGGUGCUGGGGAGGAAAUCUCUGUCCAAACCGACUGCGAGGUUUUCUCAUCAUGUGCUGAAAUGUGAUGGCAGGAAGAAGGGAAAAACGAUGGAGCCGGAGCCGAAGCGCCGGAAGUCCUGUGCGUGGGCAGUGGACUCCUGGGUGGCCCGUCCAGUGCUGUCGGACGCGCAGUCGCAGGAGGUGGAGCUGCUGGAGGCCUUCGCGGCGCCCAUCACCGACAAGAGACAGACGUCCAGACUCGUGAAAGAGCUGAGCGGCCUCUACCCGCUGACCGGCCUUCCGCACCUCAAGAGGGUGCGGGCCAGCGGGGGGGCGGCCGGCGCUCACGCCCUGGAGGUCCUGCUGUGUCUGGUCAGUGAGGCGGGGGACGGAGACUCCCCGCUGCCCUCUGAUGGAGCCAGGUGGGAAGGGCUGGGGGAGCCCUUUGUGGUCAGCGUCCCCGCGCGCCCCCCGCUGACCCGCCCCCAGUUCGAGCUGGCCAGCCGCUGCUGGCCCACGUCCUUCCACGAGGACAAACGGAUCACGGUGGCCUUGAGGGGAGAGCUGUUCAGCCCCGGUCAGAGAGCCAGGAUGCAGGCGUACAUGGCGUCCGCCCUGGAGGCGGCUCAGGCCGCGGGGGGGCUGGGGAUGGAGGCCGUGGGGGCCGUGGUGGUGGACCCCGAGGAGGAGAGGGUCAUCGCGGUGGGCCACGACUGCAGAGGCCAGCACCCGCUGCUCCACGCCGUCAUGGUGUGCGUGGACCUGGUGGCCCGGGGCCAGGGCGGGGGGUUCUACAGCUUUGACCGCUACGCGGCGUGCCGCUUCACUCCCGUCCCGGGGACCUUUGACCCCGCGUCCGGCCCCAAAAGCAGCGGCCAGCCCUACUUAUGCACGGGCUACGACCUGUACGUGACCAGGGAGCCCUGCCUCAUGUGCGCCAUGGCGCUGGUGCACUCCCGCAUCGGGCGCGUUUUCUACGGGGCCGCCGCCGCCGACGGGGCGCUGGGCACCGAGCUGAAAAUCCACACGCAGAAAGACCUAAAUCAUCGCUUUCAGGUGUACAGCGGGGUGCUGAGUAAGCAGUGUGAGGAUCUUAACCGCGCGGACCACCUGAUCAGAACUGACAAGGAAGAGGGGGAGAAAUGUUGA
This is a messenger RNA of Menidia menidia (Atlantic silverside), 1827 nucleotides long. The record is from the annotation of a GenBank genome assembly. Lineage: Eukaryota; Metazoa; Chordata; Actinopteri; Atheriniformes; Atherinopsidae.